Messenger RNA from Brassica napus (rape), 2023 nucleotides. Its product is annotated as WUSCHEL-related homeobox 9-like. The record is from RefSeq and is a predicted model, not a curated record. NCBI's taxonomy places the organism in Eukaryota, Viridiplantae, Streptophyta, Magnoliopsida, Brassicales, Brassicaceae. The coding region runs from base 684 to 1784 and encodes 366 amino acids. The transcript has 4 exons. Gene Ontology annotation, molecular function: DNA binding; DNA-binding transcription factor activity. Gene Ontology annotation, biological process: regulation of developmental process.
AAAAUCGAACUAACUAAAUGUAACACCUAAAACAAAUCUUAGUUUCUUACAUGCAUGGAUCCUAGUAUAAAGUAAUUCAAAUCAUGACGACAAGCAAAAUGGAUUCAAUUCUAAAAUGUCAAAGUUCUCCUCGGAAUCUAAAACAGAUCAAAGACCCUAAUGUAUCUUUACAUGCAGUUGCUAAAUUCAUUUUUAAUGCGAUUAGAACUUACUUUUUGACUGGUGUAGUUUAUAAUAAACAGUGUAAAAUAAGAAAAUUAUUUCUUUAUAUUUUGUUUUAUGAUAUUUUAUGUUUGUAGGAUAUAUAGCCUACUCUAAUUCUUUUGCAUCCUAAAACAAGAGUAGUGUAUUUUUAUAAAAGUUUGUCUUUACGAAACAUAUACAGAUGAAAGAAAACAUCAUAUAUCCAGAGAAAGAGACUCUAUUAAAUUAGGUAAACGAGAUGAAUAUAAGUAAGUAGAGAGGUUGGGUAGGUGAAGAGAGACAAUAAGAUGGAGAAAAAGAGGCCGUAACUCUUUUGCCCUAUUCACAUUUUUUAUUUUCUUCCCAUUAGCCAUUCUGUUCCCUGCCUCUACUCCUCCUCCCUCUUGACACAUCACAUCAUCAUCACAUCAUAAUCACCAUCAAUCAUCAUCAUAUACAUACGCAUAUAUCUGUCUUCUUUGGAUCGAGUUAAAUCAGUUAUGGCUUCCUCGAAUAGACACUGGCCAAGCAUGUUCAAAUCCAAACCUCAUCACCAUCAAUGGCAACACGACAUCAACUCUCCUCCCUUGCCUUCUUCUGCUUCCCACCGAUCUUCUCCCUUCUCAGGGUGUGAGGUGGAGAGGAGUCCAGAGCCAAAACCAAGAUGGAAUCCGAAGCCAGAGCAGAUUCGUGUACUUGAAGCAAUCUUCAACUCAGGGAUGGUGAAUCCACCAAGAGAGGAGAUUCGAAGGAUUAGGGCUCAGCUUCAAGAAUACGGCCAAGUUGGUGACGCCAACGUCUUCUAUUGGUUCCAAAACCGCAAGUCUCGUAGCAAACACAAAAUACGCCUCCUCCAUAAACACUCCCUCUCUCAACCCCAACCUCAACCGCAGCAGCCUUCAUCUCCCUCAUCAUCUUCCUCCAAGUCUACCAAACCACACAAAAACAAGGACAAGAACAACAACACUAAUCUCUCUUUGGGUGGUGGUCAAAUGAUGGGGAUGUUUCCAUCGGAAGAUGCGUUUCUUUUCCCGGUUUCCACCGUCGGAGCGUUUGGAGGUAUCACCGCCUCAUCCCAAUUAGGAUUUCUCUCCGGUGAUAUGAUUGAGCAACAUAAACCGGCUCAUCCAACGGUGGAACCAUGUACCGGAUAUCUCUUGAGCGAGAUCAUGAACGGUAAUGCUAGUUAUGGAACUCAUCAUCAACAGCACUUGAGUGAUAAAGAAGAUGAAGAAAUGAGUAUGAAGAUGUUGCAGCAGCCACAACAUUACGCUGCUACAAGUCAUCAAAUCACUUCUUACAACAACAACAUCAUUCUUCAUGUUCCUCCAACUACUUCAACUACUACUACUAUUACAACCUCAGAUCCUCUUGAUAUUGUAUUAUCAACUUCGGACCAGCUUCAAGUUCAAGUGUGCGCGAGAAUAAGGGUGUUUAUCAACGAAAUGGAGUUUGAAGUGAGCCCUGAACCGUUCAAUGUGAGAGAUGCAUUCGGAGAAGAGGUUGUUCUCAUCAAUUCUGCGGGUCAGCCCAUUGUCACUGAUGAAUAUGGCGUCGCACUUCAGCCUCUUCAACAUGGAGCCUCCUACUAUCUGAUCUAGCCGUGUGGGAGAUAACGGUUUGAAGAUGAAUUUAAGACGUGUCUCUUUCUUUCACUAUCUCUCGUACGGACGCUUAAAUGUUAACAUUUGCAAAAAUAUUGGUUUCACUUACCUGUUGUGAUGGUGUGAUGUAUGAGUUUCGGAUAACAUUCACAAAACGCUCUCGUUAGAUCGUUGACCAAUAUUUUGUUGUGCGCGUUUCUUAUUGAUUUCCUAAAUCUAUAAUGCUUUUGUUUCUU